AUGUCUGCAACCACAUUGAAGGGCCAGCCCCUCGACAAGGCCGUCCUUGACGCCAUGUUGAGGCGGCGCAUGUUCUACACUCCCUCUUUCGAGAUUUAUGGUGGCGUCGGCGGUCUCUACGACUUUGGCCCCCCAGGCUGCUCUCUCCUCACCAACAUCACAGACAUCUGGCGCAAGCACUUCAUCCUCGAGGAGGACAUGCUCGAGGUGGACUGCACCGUGCUGACCCCUCACGAAGUCCUCAAGACCUCUGGCCAUGUAGACAAAUUCGCCGACUGGAUGUGCAAGGACCCCAAAAACGGCGAGAUUCUGAGAGCCGACCACUUUGUCGAGGCUGUACUGGAGGCAAGGCUCAAGGGUGACAAGGAAGCCCGUGGCGUCAAGGUGGAAGAGAAGGAUGACCCCAAGAAGAAGAAGAAGAAGGCCAAGUCGGAGGCCAUCAAGUUGGACGACGCACUUGUGCAGGAGUACGAAGAGGUUCUUGCCAGGAUCGACAACUAUGGCGGCCCCGAGCUCGGUGAGCUAAUCAAAAAGUACGACUUGCGGAAUCCCGAAACGGGCGAGAUGCCCUCGGACCCCGUCUCCUUCAACCUAAUGUUCCAGACUACCAUCGGCCCAAGCAGCAACUCGCCCGGCUACCUGCGCCCCGAGACUGCUCAGGGUCAGUUUCUCAACUUUGCCAAGCUGCUCGAGUUUAACCAGGGUGGUAUGCCCUUUGCCUCUGCAUCCAUUGGCAAAUCGUACCGCAACGAGAUUUCGCCCCGUGCCGGUCUUUUGCGUGUUCGCGAAUUCUUGAUGGCUGAGAUUGAGCAUUUCGUCGACCCUCAGGGCGGCAAGAAACACCACCGUUUCCCUGACGUGGAGGAUGUCGAGCUCGUCUUCCUCGACCGUGAGACCCAGCUGGCUGGAAAGACAGAGACGAGAAAGGUGGCUGUUGGGGAGGCUGUCAAGUCCUGCCUAGUCGAUAACGAGACUCUGGGCUACUUCCUCGCUCGUAUUCAUCUUUUUCUCGCCAAGAUUGGUGUUGACCAGUCGAAGCUGCGUUUCCGUCAGCACAUGCAGAAUGAGAUGGCCCAUUACGCUGUGGACUGCUGGGAUGCUGAGCUGUUGACUACAUCCGGCUGGAUUGAGUGUGUUGGCUGUGCCGACCGCAGCGCAUACGACUUGAAUGUCCACGCGAAGAAGACUGGCGCUGCUCUUGUUGUGCGAUCUCGCUUGGACGAGCCCAUCACCAUUGAGGAGUGGGAGGUUGACGUCGAGAAGAAGAAGUUCGGUCCCCUGUUCAAGAAGGACGCAAAGACCGUCGAGGCCGCCCUCAUGGCCUCUUCGCAGGCGGACCGUGAGAAGCUUGCCAAUGAGCUGAAGGACAAUGGCAAGGCCACGAUCACGGUGGAAGGCUACGGCGACGGCAAGGCGGAGAUUCCUAGCGAUGCCAUCCGGAUCGAGUUCCGCAAGCGUGUAGAGCAUACUCGCGAGUUUACCCCCAACGUCAUCGAGCCGUCUUUCGGCAUUGGCCGCAUCCUGUAUGCGCUCAUUGAGCACAACUUCUGGACUCGUGGCAGCGAGGGGACCGACGAGGCCCGUGGUGUCUUGUCUUUCCCACCCCCGGUUGCUCCCACAAAGGUUCUGAUUGUGCCUUUGUCGUCCAACCAGUCGUUCAAGCCUCACCUCAAAAAGCUCUCGCAACGCCUGCGCAGCAUCGGCAUCUCCAGCCGUGUGGAUGACUCGUCGGCGAGCAUUGGCAAGCGUUACAGCCGUAACGACGAGCUUGGUACUCCCCUGGGCAUCACCAUUGAUUUCCAGACCCUUCAAGACAACACGUUUACUCUGCGUGACCGUGACUCGACGAGCCAGGUGCGCGCUGAGGAAGAUAAGAUCGUCGAGGCCAUCAAGUCACUGGUGGACUCGAGCAAGACCUGGGCGGAUAUCCAGAAGGAGCUUCCCGCAUUCGAGGGUCAGGAGGUUGACGUUGCUGUGAGGGAGAAGUAG
This is a messenger RNA of Emericellopsis cladophorae, 1989 nucleotides long. RefSeq names its product Glycine--tRNA ligase-like protein. Gene Ontology annotation, biological process: mitochondrial glycyl-tRNA aminoacylation. The record is from RefSeq and is a predicted model, not a curated record. Gene Ontology annotation, molecular function: ATP binding; glycine-tRNA ligase activity. Gene Ontology annotation, cellular component: mitochondrion; cytoplasm. The transcript is spliced from 2 exons. Bases 1 to 1989 code for a protein of 662 amino acids. Lineage: Eukaryota; Fungi; Ascomycota; Sordariomycetes; Hypocreales; Bionectriaceae.